AUGUAACCUAGUGUGCAAGUUAUUGAAAUUAUUACGAAACGGAGAAAGAAUAAAAGUGUAUAAGAAAGUAAAUUAAUAUUUAAAUAAAUAAAAAAAACCACUCCAUCAAAAGAAGAAACAGAACGAAGGAAUCAGGAGUGAGAGAGUGAAAACCAGAAAAGGAAAAAUGAUAUACAGAAAAUGGAGUUUGCUCAGCAGCACCGCGGUAGUCACCGCCGGAAUUGUUGGUGCCGUCGCUCUCGGAGAUCUCCUUUUCAAUCGCAAAGAUCCUUAUCCGGUACCAGAAUUGAAGAAAGACAAUGCAUUGUCAUUGAAGUAGAAGUGUUUUUCAAAGCUGUAUUGUUUUGACCCGAGCUUCUUCUGAAAUGUGUUUGUUUUAAUGCAAUGGAACUGUUGAAUAAUAUCUUACAUGAAAUUGUAGUUGUGUAGCCGAAUAAAUUUCACCUUGUGGUUACAGACAGCAUUUGCUCUCUCUUAUUUUUCAUUGCAUCUCUAGCGCAUCACAGUGCAAAUUUAUAUUGAAUGAAAUUUUGCGUGUUAUAUGCCUACUGAGUUGUGUCACAAGUCAUGCUAUAAUUUGUGUCAAGAAAUGAUAGGAACAAAUCGUAUAAUUAUAUUCUGUUAUGUUUAGUUUUGUUUUCUGUCUGUUAAAUUUUUUGGGCAUUCUGUACAUCUGUAAGCCGUUGCAUUUCGUUUGAGUUUAUUUGGCUAGAAUAAUAAGAUAAAUUUAAACUCAUGUAAGCAGCUAUUUUAUGGUUCUAUCAUUUUGGUCAUGAAGUUAAAGAUCUUUGCAUUAGUACCAAGCAAUUUGGAAAAUUCAUUAAAUGCCAAUUUUUUGGGGCCACUCACUAUUUUUUCGCAUCAACCAUUAUCUUAUCAUCUUAUCAUAUUCCCAUCUACCCCUGAGUUCAAUGAUGACUCUUGCUGAAAAUUUUGGAGAUGCUACUAUCUUUCUGCCCAACGUCUAAGGUCUGCUUUUCACACCUUCGAAGUUCUAGCUACCAGUCCCCGUCGUAUCCUCCUGCCAGUGACAUCUGCUCUCUGUCUUCUUCCCCUGCCACUGCCAUCCGCUUCCGCACUUCAUACCGUGAAAAACUAGCCUACCUAAGAAAUCUUGGCAUUGUAGAUUCGAAUCCCAAAAGCACCAAUGUGCCCUCUCAUGCGAGUUUGGAUAGAAUUCUCACCAUCAUCAAAUUCCUAAAAUCUAAAGGAUUUUCAGAUAGUGAUAUCCCAAAACUUACUACCAGUUGCCCUAAACUCUUGUCUGAUCUUGAACCAGCUGAUAUUGGACCUGUAUUCAGUUUCUUGGCUACUGAUGUUGCUGCUUCUACUCAUGAAUCCUGUGGACUUAUUCUUUGCUGUCCUGAUCUCUUGUUCUCCAAUGUUGACUACUGCUUGAGGCCAACACUCGCCUUUCUUACAAGUAUAGGUCUCAAAAGGCUGAAUUCACCAACUAAUCUCAACGCCCACCUUCUUAAUACGCGUGUUAGUAAGUUUGAGACUAAGCGUGACUUCUUAAGGAGCAUUGGAUUUACGUAUGAUGAGUCAAUAAAAGCAUGUACACGGUUGCCUGCAAUUUUUGGCUAUAGCAUUGAGAAUAACAUGGCGCCGAAGGUUGAAUACUUGGUAGAAGGGAUGCAAAGGAGCAUUGAUGAAAUAAAAGAGUUCCCCCAGUACUUUGCAUUUAGCUUGAGAAGAAGAAUAGUGCCUAGGCAUAUGCAUUUGAUGCAAAGGAGUGUCCAUAUUUCAUUGAAAAAAAUGUUGUUGUGUGGUGAUGAUAAAUUUUAUGCCAAAUGGAAAUGAAUCUCUCCAUUGUUCAGCUAGUAUGUACAGGUCAAAAUUUUCCAUAUGUAAUUUCCAUUUAUACUAAUCUAUGACAAGAAAGGCCCCAUUUUCCUUUC
Messenger RNA from Chenopodium quinoa (quinoa), 1901 nucleotides. Its product is annotated as transcription termination factor MTEF1, chloroplastic-like. Bases 940 to 1803 code for a protein of 287 amino acids. Lineage: Eukaryota; Viridiplantae; Streptophyta; Magnoliopsida; Caryophyllales; Amaranthaceae. Gene Ontology annotation, molecular function: double-stranded DNA binding. Gene Ontology annotation, biological process: regulation of DNA-templated transcription. The record is from RefSeq and is a predicted model, not a curated record. The transcript is spliced from 2 exons.